UUUGACAAAGGCCAAGGAAACUUCCUGGCUUUUGCCUUUUAUGUUUCUAUUUUUAUUUUCAGCGUACUUAUCGUAAGCGAAGGUGCCUGUCUUGUCUUCGCGUGUCCAAAAUUCUACUCAUUUAUCCGACUCUUUACCCACACUUAAUGGAUCUUCAAAAAAUUCCUUCCUUUAUUUAACGUUGUUAUAUAUCUCCUUAAGAUUCAGCUCUCUCUUUCCCAGGCACAAACAUUUUAGGUACGGCUACUGUGAGCUUAUUUGGUUGGUCGUGGAUGGCUGAAUGUUUGCCGGAAUUGUACAUCCGGGUCAUGUUUUGAAUGUGAAUUUGGUUUCUUAGUUAGUUUUAGGAAAGGGUACUCUUAGCUUUGCUAUAUAAGAGUUCGUUUUGGCAAUUGUUGUGUAUUGGAGAUCUCGGUUUUUGUUGAUUUAAUGAUGGGAAGCUCGGAGGAGAAGGUGGUUGCUGUGAUCAUGGUAGGUGGACCCACUAAAGGCACUCGGUUUCGUGCAUUAUCAUUGAACAUUCCAAAGCCUCUGUUUCCUUUGGCCGGACAACCAAUGGUUCAACAUCCAAUUUCUGCUUGUAAAAGAAUUCCAAACCUAGCCCAAAUCUAUCUAGUUGGUUUCUACGAGGAGCGUGAAUUUGCAAUGUAUGUCCCAUCAAUCUCUAACGAGCUAAGGGUUCCUGUCAGAUACUUAAGGGAAGACAAGCCUCAUGGUUCAGCUGGUGGGCUUUACAACUUCAGACAUCUGAUCAUGGAAGACAACCCUUCUCAUAUAUUCUUGCUGAAUUGUGAUGUCUGCUGCAGUUUUCCACUUCCAGAAAUGCUUGAGGCUCACAAAAGAUAUGGUGGUAUGGGGACUAUCCUAGUAAUCAAGGUUUCAGCGGAGUCAGCCAGUCAGUUUGGGGAGUUGGUAGCAGAUCCAGUCACCAAUGAACUGUUACAUUACACAGAAAAACCUGAAACUUUCGUAAGUGACCAUAUAAAUUGUGGUGUCUAUGUAUUCACACCAGAUAUUUUUACUGCCAUCCAAGGCGUUUCCUCUCAACGGAAAGACAGAGCCAAUCUGAGACGUCUCUCCAGCUUUGAAGCCCUCCAAUCAGCUACAAGGAAUCCUCCCUUAGAUUUUGUAAGGUUGGAUCAAGACAUCCUGACUCCUUUUGCCGGGAAGAAGCAGUUGUAUACAUAUGAGACCAUGGAUUUCUGGGAACAAAUUAAAACCCCUGGAAUGUCCCUAAAAUGUUCUGCUUUGUAUCUUGCCCAAUUUCGGUUCACCUCUCCUAAUCUAUUGGCUAGUGGGGAUGGUACGAAAAAUGCCACCAUUAUUGGCGAUGUUUAUAUUCAUCCUUCAGCAAAAGUACAUCCAAGUGCUAAGAUUGGUCCCAAUGUCUCAAUAUCUGCUAAUGCUCGUAUAGGAGCAGGUGUAAGGCUCAUCAGCUGUAUCAUUCUUGAUGGUGUUGAAAUCAUGGAAAAUGCAGUUGUUUUUCAUGCAAUUGUCGGGUGGAAGUCUUCUAUUGGGAAAUGGUCCCGUGUUCAGGCUGAAGGAAACUAUAAUGCAAAACUUGGAAUUACAAUUCUUGGAGAAGCAGUUGAUGUUGAAGAUGAAGUAGUGGUCACCAAUAGCAUUGUCCUUCCGAACAAGACACUAAAUGUCAGUGUGCAAGACGAAAUACUUCUAUGAUAUCUGAUCCGUUUCCAAUUUGCCAACCACCAGACUCUCCUAUCUGCCGCUUAUCUAUCCUUUGUUGUGAUGUAGCGGUCAUUACUCUUUUCAUUUUUUCAAGUAGGAAAAUCAGAGUCUUUCAUAAGUUAAUUUACCCAUAUGUAAAUAGACAUCUUCGAAUUAGAAUAAAAAGAAAUUUGGUUUUUGGACGUUUUAUUUUCAUUAUUUUUCUUGUACCAAGAU
Molecule: messenger RNA, 1905 nt
Organism: Durio zibethinus
Lineage: Eukaryota; Viridiplantae; Streptophyta; Magnoliopsida; Malvales; Malvaceae
Biological process (GO): biosynthetic process
Source: RefSeq, a predicted model, not a curated record